Messenger RNA from Peromyscus californicus insignis, 1391 nucleotides. It is a transcript of the gene Tusc1, whose product is annotated as tumor suppressor candidate 1. NCBI's taxonomy places the organism in Eukaryota, Metazoa, Chordata, Mammalia, Rodentia, Cricetidae. The record is from RefSeq and is a predicted model, not a curated record. Bases 109 to 741 code for a protein of 210 amino acids. The transcript has a single exon.
UUCUUCCUCCGCCCGCGGCUGAGCGCCGGCUCGGGGCCCCAAGUCCGCCCGCGCCCCCGCGCGCGGCCCCGAGGCCCUCGGAGCUGGCGGCUCAACUAGACCGGACGGAUGUGGCGCAUGCGUGGUGGCGCCACCCGGCGCGGGAGCUGCGGCGGGGACGGCGGCGGGAACCGCGGAGAGUUGGGCCGCCUGGGCCGGGCCCGUGAGGGCGGCGGUGGCGGCGGCGGCGUGGGUUGGCGAGGCCGCGCGGGCGGGGCCCGGCGACAGCUGGAGGAGCGCUUCGCCGACCUGGCGGCCAGCCACCUCGAGGCCCUGCGCGCGCGCGACGAGCGGGACCGGCAGAACGCGCGGCUGCGCGACGAGAACGCCCGCCUGCGGCUGGAGAACCGGCGGCUGAAGCGCGAGAACCGCAGCCUCUUCCGCCAGGCUCUGCGGCUGCCCGGCGACAGCGGCCAGCGGGAGGCCGCCGACGCGACCCUCGGCCCGGACGAGCCCGCCACCGACCGCAGGGCGAGAGGCGGCGGCGGCGGCGGCGGCGGGGAGGACGAGCCGGGCAGCCCCAGGGCGCUGCGGGCCCGGCUCGAGAAGUUGGAGGUCAUGUACCGCCGGGCCCUGCUGCAGCUGCACCUGGAGCAGCAGGGCGGCGCGAGCCCGCCGGAAGACAGGGACGAGCGCUCGCUCCGGGAAACUGCCGCCGGCCUGUGCGCCCAUGACCCGGAUGUCCCCGGGCCCUGGCUGUAGCCGGAGGGCCCGGCGGGAGGGGUGGGGCCCGCGCGCGCCCCGCCCCCUCGGCGCUCAGCGCCCCGCCCCUCUCAGCACGCGGAAGCUCAGGAUUGGUGCUCCCGGGACUCCCGCCCCACCCAUGGGCACUUCCGGGUGCCACCUUCGUUGGCCCUGGGGGGUGGAGAGGAGCCAGAACUUCCUAAUUAUGGAAUGUGCAGAGCAGCUGCCAAGGACCCUGCUAGUUUCUUGAGGAGAGAGAGGCCUAGCUACUCUAGGGCCGGCUUUAAAACAGCAAGAACUGGGUACCUAGCAGCACCUCCUAAGUUCUUGAAGUUUUUAAAGUGUUGUAAGGACCAGUUGUGUAUCUUUUCCUCCCUCUGUUUUUGAUUCUUUGAAGGAUGAAGUGUAUUCAAGCCUGUUCAUCCUUUCGUUCCCUAAAUCUGCUGUUAUCUCUUUUGCGACCAACAUGUUUUAUAAAUUGGUAUUACUUGGAUAUCCCAUCUUCUUUACACCUUUUUAUGAAGAAGAAAAUAUUUAUAACUGCCCGUUACUCCAAUUCACAUAUGUUUAAUAUAUUCUGGUGUGCUGACCUCCAGAGAUUUUUUUUUUUAGAGUAUCUUCUGACAGGUGAUCAUUUGAGUUGAUAAAUAAAAACUGGUGCAUUAAAA